Messenger RNA from Miscanthus lutarioriparius, 1500 nucleotides. NCBI's taxonomy places the organism in Eukaryota, Viridiplantae, Streptophyta, Magnoliopsida, Poales, Poaceae. The record is from the annotation of a GenBank genome assembly.
AUGCGGAGCCUGAGUUCACAGGCUGUAGAAUGUUAUGGAGGUGUUGAUUGGGACAGACUGCAGAUUGCUGAUACAGUUGAUGAAGAGGAGGGAAUCACUGAUUCACAGAGAUGGGAAAUAAUUUGCAAGCUGUCUAUGGGCAUUGUCAAAGGACUAGACCACCUUCACACAGCAUUGCAGAAACCAAUCAUUCACGGCAAUCUCAAAACAAAUAACAUUAUGCUUGACGCUGAUUUCCAUCCCAGGAUAUCAGACUUCGACAGAACAGAGAAUCUCAUUUAUUUACCAAAUACACUUCGACAAAGAACAGAGCUAGAAUCUUUCUGGCUCAAACUAAAAUUACAGGGUCUAAAGCAUAUAUUUGGUACUUGCUACUACUGCAAACUUGAUACAUUGGCACACAAAAUUGCUAAUGUAUACAAGGUUUGCAAGCGGCGGAUGAGCACGCUGGCGCAGCCCAGGUUCGCCCCUCUCCCUACGGAGCAAAUUGAAUCCCAAACAGAUGCCGUGGCUGCAGGGUACCAGUUCCGGCUGGUCUCUUACAACAUCUUGGCCCAGGUUUAUGUUAAGAGUACGUUUUUUCCUCAUUCUCCAUCUGCGUGCCUCAAGUGGAAAUCUCGAUCGAAAGCUAUUCUUACAGAACUGAAGAGCUUUGAUGCUGACCUCAUGUGCAUACAGGAGUUGGAUGAGUAUGAUACCUUCUACAAGAAAAAUAUGGAAAACUCUGGAUAUUCAAGUAUUUACAUUCAGCGAUCUGGAGACAAAAGAGAUGGCUGUGGUAUAUUCUAUAAACUUAAAAGUGCAGAACUGGUGCAGAAAGAAGGAAUACAUUACAAUGAUUUAGUGGAAAAAUACGUUCCUAGUGAUCAUGUAAAUAGUGCCCUGGAAAAUAAUUCUUCAACAGAAGAAGACAAGAAUGCAAAAACAGAUAAUAGCAAGCGUGGAGAUCCAAAUGAUCCACGCGUAAGAUUGAAGCGUGACUGUGUUGGUCUACUCGCAGCUUUCAAGCUUAGUGAUCCUUGUGAUCACAUUUUAAUUGUGGCAAACACACAUAUUUAUUGGGACCCAGAAUGGAUCGAUGUAAAGUUAGCUCAGGCAAAAUAUCUUCUUUCGAGAGUAUCUCAGUUUGAGCAACUCAUCUCAAAUAAAUAUAAUUGUAAACCUUCAGUGAUCAUUGCUGGUGACUUCAAUUCGACCCCUGGUGACAAGGUAUACAAUUGCCUUGUAUCUGCCAACCUAGAAUCUACAGAUGAAGCUCCAAUCAAGUUACGCAGCCUUUAUGCUGCGAAUGGAGGGGAGCCAGAGUACACAAAUUACACUCCUGGUUUUACUGGAACACUGGACUACAUAUUCUUGUCGGAUGGUAGUUCAAUAAAACCUACUAGCCUACUUUGUUUGCCGCGAGGGGAUUCUGAGGAUGUGAAAGGAGGCUUGCCCAACUUUCAACAUCCUAGCGAUCAUCUACCAAUUGGUGCUGAUUUUCUUGUAGUUAACAGCUAG